This is a messenger RNA of Rosa chinensis, 1804 nucleotides long. RefSeq names its product SHUGOSHIN 2. The coding region runs from base 242 to 1438 and encodes 398 amino acids. Gene Ontology annotation, cellular component: chromosome, centromeric region; nucleus. The transcript has 11 exons. The record is from RefSeq and is a predicted model, not a curated record. Gene Ontology annotation, biological process: meiotic sister chromatid segregation; maintenance of meiotic sister chromatid cohesion. NCBI's taxonomy places the organism in Eukaryota, Viridiplantae, Streptophyta, Magnoliopsida, Rosales, Rosaceae.
AGCCGUUGGGAACCGAACCUCACUCCAAGCCUACAUUACCACUUUGGUCUCAUUUCUUUUUGGGUAUCCCAGCCACAGUUCAAAAUUAAAAUUAGGGUUUUCCUUCUCCGAAUUCACUCUCUCCUUCCCUUAAUUUUCCCAAUUCCGAAUUGGGUCUCUCUCACACUCCUCCGAGUGCUUCUUCUUCUUUCUACCCAAUUGAGAUCCCUCAAUUUCAAUUCAGGGUUUGAGAGGCGCCAGAAUGGGCACGAGAUCGUCUUUCAGUACCGUAAUGCGGCCGAAGCUCGCUGACGUCACCAACUUGCCGGCUCCUCCGAGAAUUGAAAAGCCUCCCGAAGUUUCCAUGGGUGAUAAGGACCGUGUUGAACAGCUCAUGAGGGAAAGAAUGGCUUUGAUCAAACUCGUCAGCGAAAGGAAUAAAAUCAUUGAAUUGAGUGGAGCUGAGUUGCAGAAACUGCGGGUUAGUGUUCAGAAAUUGCAGCUGCAAAAUUGGAAUCUUGCUCGAUCAAACAGCGUAAUGUUAGCGGAGCUUAAUUCAGGAAGAGACAAGGUAAAAACACUACAGCAUGAACUUCUAUGCAAGGAGGCUUUACUUAAGGCAAAGAAUUUUGAAAUGCAGGGAAAAUCAGAGAUGAAAUGUCAAAAUGCUGGCUCUAAGUUCAAGGAAGCAGAGGAGGCAACUUUGCAUGAAGCGGAUAAUGAUGACAAACCACGUAUUGGCAACAAGAGGCGUGCAACAAGAAGUCAAUCUCUGGGUGCUUCUACUAAAUGCCAAAAGGUAGAACAAUCCCUCACUUUACAGGGAAAAGAAGAGAUGAAAUGUCAAAAUACUGGCCGUCAGCUCAAGGAAGGAGAGGAGCCAGCUUUGCAGGAAGCUACUAAGGAUGACAAACCAUGUGUUGGCAACAAAAUGCGUGCUACAAGAAGUCAAUCUUUGGGCACUUCUACUACAUGCCAAAACAUUGAACAGAAAGACAAGGUUGAGAAUAGAAGGCGGAGUUUGAGGAGGCAGUCUUCUAGAUUUAAAUCCCAUGAGGAAGAACAGACAGAAAACUUGUUUGAGAUAGAAGAAGCUAAAUUUCCGGAAAAUCCAAUGCUUGAGGAUGAUCCCAUUCCCUCCAUUUCAUCUACCAAGCAAGAAGAGAAAGAAGAUAGCUGCGCUGCAAAGAGUGAAGGAGUAUCACAAAGAUCUUCAAUUGGAAGACCAUUGUGCAAGGCAGUUAAGAAGGAUACCGAAUUUCCCGAAAAUUCAAUCCCUAAUGGCGAUCCCACUCCCGUAAUUUUAUCUACCAAGAAAGAGAGAGAAGAAAGCGGUGCCCCAAAGAGUGAAGGAGUAUCACAGAGAUCUUCAAUUGCAAGACCACUGCGGAAAGCAGUUGAGAAGGUUCAGUCCUACAAAGAACCUCCACUCCAUGUCAAAAUGCGGAGAACAGAAUGACCAGGUCAGAGUCUAAAUGCUGAUUAUUUAUACCCUUCAGCUGAAAAGAGGUUGUACAAGUACAACUAGAACUCUUCUAAUCGUUGCUUGUGGUCAUGAAAGCAUAAUUAGAUUAAAUGAGAAAGCUGUGAUUAUAAUAUCUCGUAUGGGAAACUCUGUAAUGAACUAGACUGUAUCAAAAUCUAGGGUGUUCGUUAAAGUUUUACUCCUUGUAAGUUGCAACUACUAUAUGUCAACUGGCAGAGAAAAAUAGCUAUGUUAGAAAAUUCUCGUAAGGAAUGGAAACCACUUUCAACUUUCACGAAUUAAGAGAACAAGUGGGAUAUAUUGCAGCAUAUGAAUUCUGGAUUGUGCAAUAUUCAGGUA